UUGGAGGGUAAAAUUGGAGAAUGGACGCUAUUGGAAGUGGGUGUUGGGGGCUGUGGAAGUGGAAUCCGCUACCGCAGUCUCGACGGCGUCGUGUACGUCGCAAUUCCGGUUCGGCGGGUGCAACCGGCGGAGGUGGUUACCGGUUUCCGGUUAAGCAAGCGCUGACCGCGGCCUCCCUCGCCCUCACCGGCGACACAAUCGCUCAGCUUAGCAACCGUUGGAAGAAAGCUAAGGAGGGUGGUGACAAUAUAUCUCAGGAUGAACUAUGGAGCCACCUUUCAGACCAUGAUUGGCUACGAGCCCUUCGAAUGACUUCCUAUGGACUCCUUUUGUAUGGUCCUGGUUCUUAUGCCUGGUACCAGUGUCUUGACCACUUUCUCCCCAAACCAACGGUACAGAACCUAAUGUUAAAGGUUUUACUAAACCAGAUUGUGUUAGGUCCAUGUGUCAUUGCUGUUGUUUUUGCAUGGAACAAUUUAUGGCAACGGAGGCUCUCUGAGCUUCCAGAAAAAUACAGAAGAGAUGCUCUUCCAACGUUACUUUAUGGUUUUAGAUUUUGGAUCCCUGUCAGUGUAUUAAAUUUCUGGGUGGUGCCUCUUCAAACUCGAGUGGCUUUCAUGUCAAUGGGUUCAAUCUUCUGGAAUUUCUACUUGUCAUCAACAAUGACCAAGUAAAAUGCAUUGUUUACCAGCAAGUUGCUUUGUUUGCAAUUUUUACAUUGUGAGUUUAAUCAGAAUCUGAUAGUGUUGGGUGAGGAAAAUUGUGGAGGAUGAGUUAUGACUUGGAAGUUGGAUGUUACCAUUGCUCCCAUAUGCAUGAAAAAAAUAGUUACAUUUUUUCUUUUUUGUUGACAAUUGUAAACUUUAACUUUCACAUGAAAAGUUAUACGGUAGGGUGUUAGCUUUCAAGAAGGAAUGCUACUAAUUUUGGAUAAUUUGUGUUCGUUAUUAUGGAUGACUGUUGAAUCUGAUUAUCAUAAAAGGUGAGAACAAUUUUCGCUCA
Molecule: messenger RNA, 1002 nt
Organism: Vigna angularis (adzuki bean)
Lineage: Eukaryota; Viridiplantae; Streptophyta; Magnoliopsida; Fabales; Fabaceae
Exons: 6
Coding region: 21-674 (217 amino acids)
Cellular component (GO): membrane; cytoplasm
Source: RefSeq, a predicted model, not a curated record